Molecule: messenger RNA, 1026 nt
Organism: Vicia villosa (hairy vetch)
Lineage: Eukaryota; Viridiplantae; Streptophyta; Magnoliopsida; Fabales; Fabaceae
Product: glutathione S-transferase U7-like
Exons: 2
Coding region: 26-697 (223 amino acids)
Biological process (GO): glutathione metabolic process
Cellular component (GO): cytoplasm
Molecular function (GO): glutathione transferase activity
Source: RefSeq, a predicted model, not a curated record
UACAAAAGUAUAGUUGUUAAAAAUAAUGGGAGAAGUGAAGCUAAUUGCAUCUCCUCAAAGCUUUCCUUGUGCAAGAAUUGAAUGGGCUUUAAGGAUAAAAGGUGUUGAAUAUGAAUACAUACAAGAAGAUCUAUUAAACAAGAGUCCUUUACUUCUCCAAUCCAAUCCUGUCCACAAGAAAGUUCCAGUGCUACUUCAUGAUGGAAAAUCAAUAGCUGAAUCACUUGUCAUCCUUGAGUACAUAGAUGAGACAUGGAAGAACAAUCCUUUGCUGCCACAAGAUCCAUAUGAGAGAUCAUUAGCUCGUUUUUGGGCAAAGUUUAUUGAUGAAAAGUAUUUGGUUGGUGUAUGGGAAGCUUGUGUGGCUCAAGGAGAAGAAAAAGCAAAAGCUAUUGAUGCUGCAAAGGAGUUACUAUCAUUUCUUGAGAAGGAGAUUGAAGGGAAAAAGUACUUUGGUGGAGAGAAGAUUGGGUAUCUUGAUAUUGUAGCUGGUUGGAUAUCAUAUUGGCUUAAUGUUCUUGAGGAGCUUGGAGAAGUUGAAUUAGUCAAUGUUGAAAGUUUUCCUUCUCUUAAUGAGUGGGGUCAUAACUUCAUCAAAACUUCACCUAUCAAAGAUUGUGUUCCACCAAGGGAAUUGGUAGUUGAAUAUUUUAGCUUUGGUAUUAACUAUGUCCGUUCUUUGGCAUGUAAGGAAUAGGGUCGUCGUCCAUCUAGACCGUCUUAUCAAGAUCAGACAGAUUAUAUUUGGACUUUGUAUUUUAAACUCAAUUUAUCAAAGUCUAAAUGAAUGUUGUUUGUUCUUGAUUUGAUUGUUGAUAUUGAGAAUAUUUUUUAUUGAACUAUGUUUUGAAUGCAGGAUAGGAAAAUGUGAGAAGUAUGGUUAGGUCAAUAAGUUUAUGCUGUUUUCUUUGGAGUAAAUGUGGUGUUGAUUAUCUUUGCAGAUUUUCUAUGUAUGAUAAGUUUUCUAUGCUAUGGUGGGACUAUCUAGCUACCCCAUAAUUUUCAAUUACUAAUGGUUAUAUUUUU